AUGUACAAUUUCUUUAAGUUUGAAGAUGAAAGAAAUGACAAACUGAAGGAAAUGAGAGUCCAGAAGAAGCUGAAAAAAGUGCAUUCACAAUAGAGACUAAAAAGGGACGAACUAGUCACACAUUAUAAUCACAGAAUCUAAAGGUUUAUCGUAGAAGUAAUUAUUUGUGAAUUCACAGUUAUUCUAAUUUUACAGAUGCUUGAUAAGCCUAUUGUUGUUAAGGAUUUUUCACCAGCUGCAAAGGAUUUCUCUCAUCGAGAAUAAGGUUCUGAUUAAAAGAUGCUCGGACCCUAAAGAGAAAAUGUCAAAGAAAAUCAGUAACUCUACGGUGACAAAUUGGCAGAGAAAUAUGUAGAUAGAUGUAAAUUACUCAACCUUAGAGAAAGACAAAAGGAUAAAGAAAUAGUCAAGGAAUUUAAAUUCUAACCAAAGACGAGUCUUGAUAGAGUUAAAGAGACACUUCUGAAAAAUCAAUUUUACCUAUAACUAGACAAUAAUCAACCAAUCAUAAGAAGAGAUACUGCAAAUGAAAGAGGAAUAGGUUCAGGUGGGGCAAGUGCAAGACUAAUGAGCCAGGCAUAAAAAAGUAAUUUGCUUCUAAAGAUGGAAACUUUGAGUUCGGAUGGAGGUAAAUCCUCGACUCCAACUAGCUCUAAAGGGAGAAGUCAGCAUGAAUCUGUGGCUUAUUAUGGAAGUAGUAAAACAAGUAGAAAUUACCUAUUUAGACAAAAAAUAAAGUAAAUUGACAAUAACAAGUUGAAGGACCUUGGGAAUGAUCAUUCAAUAGAUUAGGUGAAUACUAGCAAAUAGAAAGAUAAAAAGAAAGGAGAUCAUAUAAGUAGCUUUAUAUUUGAUAAUGAGAUUUCUCCCAAGGAUCUUAGACCUGAUCUUCAUGUCAAAUCGCAUUUCAAAGGGACAUAAAUGCUCACUAUAAAACCUUAGGUUAGCAAGGAAUAUUUAAGCUCAUAGUAUGGACAUUUUAGCAGAGAAACUAAUGGUCAUAGUUCAAUGAGCUAGUUUUUGAUCCCAGCAUUCACAAAAGGAUGUAAAACAACAAGAGAGAACACUUAAUCUGAUUUUUACAAUUAAUCACUGAAAACAACUUAAAAGGAGAAAGAAAAGCUGAACUCACUUUAAGUUCUUUCAAGUAAGGCUAUGAAUCCUCUGAGAUUAGAUAAUAAAUCUACUCAUGUCUAAAGUACAAACUUUAUUUAAUAAGAAGUAAUCAAAAGUAGUAGCAAUAAACCUCUGGAAAACAUCUAAUUGUCUUUAAUCAGACCAAACUUGCAAAUGAUGAACAAAGGAUCACUUCCAUCCAGUCUAUCAGUCCAAUUUGCUGAUAUUAUUACAAAGAAUGAUAAGAAAAUCACUUUCUAAGCUUCUAGUCAAGGAGACAAGUCAAUGAAGAUACCGUUAAGCAUUGGAGGAACUCCAGGUAUUCAUGGGGUGACUACUAGAGAGGAAAAGGAAUUCGCUGUGAAAAGUAAUGGUUAGGGGAAAUAUGCUCAUGAGGUGUUGCUUAUGUGCAACAUGGCCAAGGAAAGAGAUCCCAGAAGUAUCAAAUCAAUGGGAUCCAUGACAAUGACUCUAAAAUAGACUCCUGAAUAUCUAAAAAAGGGAGAUGGCAAGAUGUCAAGUAAUAUUGAUUAGAACAACUUAGAAAUAUAUGAAAGAAUCAAAAGAGACUUCUUUACUCAAAGAAAUAAACAUUGA
Messenger RNA from Stylonychia lemnae, 1713 nucleotides. Lineage: Eukaryota; Ciliophora; Spirotrichea; Sporadotrichida; Oxytrichidae. The record is from the annotation of a GenBank genome assembly.